This is a messenger RNA of Nyctereutes procyonoides (raccoon dog), 987 nucleotides long. RefSeq lists its product as uncharacterized. The transcript has 4 exons. The coding region runs from base 208 to 987 and encodes 259 amino acids. The record is from RefSeq and is a predicted model, not a curated record. Lineage: Eukaryota; Metazoa; Chordata; Mammalia; Carnivora; Canidae.
CCCCUAAUACAAGAUGAUGUCUUCAUAAAAGGGGAAAUUUGGAUACAGACAUGAACAUAGGGAGAACACCAUGUGAAGAUGAAGACCUCUGUCUCACCAUAUGAACAUCCUGGGCUGAUUUGCUGGAAGGAUGUGACAAAUACAUAAAGAGCUACACCCGCCAAUUCCUGGCAGCGACCGAACACUUGAUCAGCCAAUAUUAGAAGAAUGACCCUCCCCAACACAGCUAAUGGAGAGGCAAGGACUGCUCCUCCCAAACCAGGUACAGCCAAGAAGAAGGCUCCCAAGAAAGGCAGCCAGACCAAAAACCAAGAGGCAAGAGUGAGUGAGGCCAGGAAGGUCUCCCAACAGCCAGACAAGGCCACGCGGGCCCUUCCCAGGGCCACGGGGCCCAGUGGGAAGUCAAAGGUCAAAGGCAGGAGGAAGGCCAAGGUGGUGAGACCCACAGGAAAACAAAAGCUGGGAGUCGGAAUUCAAAAUGUACCAUCCACAAGGGCAAGAAUGGUGCUGCUUCUCCAGCCAAGAAGGAAAACCAUGUCCCUAAAGAAGUCGUUGCCCAUGUGGCCAAGGAGGGACCUAAAGCCAAAGUUGCUGCUCCUCCGAAUGGUGGCAGGUCUAAGACGCUGCCUGAAUACCUGGCCAGGAAGACAGAGGCCCCCAGGGGCCCUAGGAGGGCUGGUAUGCCCACCAAGGCCUCCUCAUCCAAACUGGCCAGUAGGAAGGCAGAGACUGAGAGCUAGAGCUGGGGUGGACACACUGAGGUCCUGCCUGAAACAUGACAGAGGAGAUGGUGCACCAGGUCUGGGACUAGGUCUUGAAACAUUGUGCUUUGGUUCACUCUCAGACUCAUUCCUUUACAUGAAAAUUAGUCUGGCCAAGCCCCCCCUGGAAGAAGGAAUAUCACGUGAAAUGGAGCCAUUCAAUUAUACACAUGAGGCCACGCUAGACCAGCCAACCCCAUCUGACCCACUGGCUGAUUGCAGAUAG